AUAUUUUAUUAGGCUUAUAUAAGGUGCUUGAGACAAAUUAUAAAUAGAGAGUCACGGUCACAAGUCAGGUAACUUUCAAUCAUACUUCAUUCACAUUCAACUCAUAUUCUCAAAUACUCAAAUAGUGAAAACCCUUCACUAAAUAUUCAAUGGAAGAGUCGAGACUCUUCAAUACACGCCUGACUUGGGCGUCGGAGUACCUUUUGCAGGUACCUCCUCCUCUCCAUCGGGAAGUCGGACAAGCGGUCAAAGUUGAAGAUGCAAUUGAGAUGAUUGUGUCAUGGGAUGAAAUGAUGGAGAAGGGUUUGGGGAACUUUUCUAUGGAGAGGAGGAUGAUGAUGGAAAUUAAACAAGACAGAACGAUCAUGUUCUUUCUUUCGAGAGAUGUGUCGGACAUGGUGACAAGAAGAAAGGAACCGAGAAGGCAACCGAAAAAGAAGGAGGAAUGGGAUAAACCUGUGAUGAAGCUGCUGGCACACUCAAGGCCAACAUCUCAGUCACAAUGUUCUUCGAUUCACAACAUUUGUUCAUAGGAGUCUUCACUGACCAUUACCCAACAUGGCACUGCACUAACCACACGACAACAUGCACCUCAAAUUCCAACAUCUACAAGCUUCAACAAUCUUCAUGGGAAUGGGAUGGUCCCUCUUCCAAGACAAUCAUCUCACAGUUUGGCCUUGAGUGUGCCAGCAGCUUCAUCACAGGUUUACCCCAAUCCUCCUUCUUUUUCGGUUGCCUUCUCGGUUCCUUUCUUCUUGUCACCAUGGCCGACACAUCUCUCGGAAGAAAGAACAUGAUUGUUCUGUCUUGUUUAUCAAUGUCUGUAAUUUCCAUCAUCAUCAUCUACUCCACCAACGUUUGGAUAUACUCGGCGUUGAAAUUUCUGAUUGGGUUCUGUCAAUCGUCCAUCUCAACUUGUUGUUUGGUAUUACUGACAGAGAAAGUGAGCACCGAGUGGAGGUUCACGGUGGGAAUUAUAGAGUUUGUUUUCUUUGCAUCGGGUACAUGUUCUGUUGCUUAUGCCAAUGGAAAUUCUACAUGGAAAUAUUUUUACUUAUGGAUUUCUGUUCCUGCUAUCAUUUACUCUUUCAUUGCUUACUUUUUCAUCACCGAGUCUCCAAGAUGGCUUCUCAUGCAAGGCCGA
Messenger RNA from Vigna radiata var. radiata (mung bean), 1144 nucleotides. Its product is annotated as organic cation/carnitine transporter 6-like. Gene Ontology annotation, cellular component: membrane. Lineage: Eukaryota; Viridiplantae; Streptophyta; Magnoliopsida; Fabales; Fabaceae. The record is from RefSeq and is a predicted model, not a curated record. Gene Ontology annotation, molecular function: transmembrane transporter activity. Gene Ontology annotation, biological process: transmembrane transport.